AUGGCAACGACAGGCCCCAGCGCAGACGCUCUCAAUGAGAUGGGAAGUAACCUCACGUUCUCGGAUCUCCUCGACAUAUCUGGUGGUGGCAUCUCAUACAACGAUGACCCCUUCCUCGAUGAGCCCAUCGUCGUCGAGGUCAAGCCGCCUCCGCCCUCACAAGCCAAGUCGCACGCUACGCGACCGCAUGUGUUGAAGCGAAAGCCUAGCAUCAGCUUCCAAAAGCGGAGAUCGCAGAACCUCGACUUCUACCCUCGGCCACCUGAAGACAAGAUCGACAUGGCCGCCGUAAACAACCAGGUCGACGACUUCAUGCAAGACUUCUACUCUCCGCGCGCUGCGGCGACGACCACGACAUUUGUGACACCCGCGCCCAAAACUGAAACGAUUAAAGGCCUCGGGCUCGACCUCUCGAUGCCUCCUGUGCUUCUCGUGCCGACGGAAAUUCCGGAGCCAAUUCCGUACACGCCGCUGAAGCAGGAAGAAGACGACAUGGAGCCAAACCCGAUUCCAGAGCUCCUCCCAAUUAUGGCGCCGCCAAACCACGGCCACCGCCACGUCUACAACAACUCGGUUGACCUCUCGCACCUCUCGUCCAACUUUGCGCAGAUGCUUCAGCAGCCCAACCCGGGUUUCUUCCCAGGUUCGCCUCUCGCGGGUGGCGCUACCAUGGGCUUUCCGCCCACAUCGCCGGUCCACAACUCGAUGGCCAUGGGUUCGAUGUCGCCACUUCAAAUGGGCAUGUCCAUGGCGCCUCCCCCAAUGUUCAACUUGUACCCGAGUAUGAUGUACACUGGUGGCGACAUGGGUCACAUGCAGCCACCGAUGCCUGCCAGCCCAGCCUUGAGCUCUGGUUUAUCCUCGACUUUUGAGGCCGUCAAUAUCCGAUCGGUGCCCAAUUCGCCCAGCAGCAGCACAACUGACGGCAGCGAGCGUCGGGAGAAGCGGGAGUACAAGUGCCGGCAGUGCGGGCAGCCCAAGAGCGGGCACAUUUGCACGUCAAUCAAGAGCAUGAUGGACUCGUCGUGCCAAAGCGAGACAUCGUCGUCAUAUACGAACGAGUGGCGCAUACUCACGGUCAAGUCGAAAUGGGUUGCGCAGUACCCGGGCCACGACGCAUAG
Messenger RNA from Saprolegnia diclina VS20, 1122 nucleotides. RefSeq lists its product as hypothetical. The coding region runs from base 1 to 1122 and encodes 373 amino acids. The record is from RefSeq and is a predicted model, not a curated record. The transcript has 3 exons. Lineage: Eukaryota; Oomycota; Saprolegniomycetes; Saprolegniales; Saprolegniaceae.